AUGUCUCUGCGGCGAGGCGAGGCGGCGGCGGCGGCCCGCGUGGAAAUGGACGAUCACGACGACGACGGCGGGGCCGCGUCGGACGGCGAGAUGGAGAUGGAGAUGGACGUGGAGGCGGACAGCGAGCUCCAGCACGGCCGCGACGCCGCCGGCCGGGGGAACGACGCGGACGGCGACGACGAGUACGCGCUGCUCACUAGGAUAACUGACACAUCGGCAGCUGAAGCAAGGGCGGGAAAGGAUAUACAAGGCAUACCAUGGGAGAGGUUACAAAUUACCAGGAAGGAUUACAGAAAAGCUAGGCUGGAACAGUACAAGAACUAUGAAAACUUCCCUCAAUCCGGAGAGCUUAUGAAUAAGUUGUGCAAGCAAGUGGAGGGGAACAGUAAAUACUAUGAAUUUCGGUACAAUACUCGAGUAGUGAAACCAUCAAUUCUCCAUUUUCAGCUUCGGAAUUUGUUAUGGGCAACUUCAAAGCAUGAUGUUUAUUUCAUGUCAAAUUCCACAGUAGGACACUGGUCAUCACUGUCUCACAAAAUGUCAGAUGUUCUUGAUUUCUCGGGGCAUGUUGCUCCAGCACAGAAAUAUCCUGGCAGUUCACUAGAAGGGUUUACUGGUGUUCAAGUUAGCACACUUGCAGUGAAUGAGGGUUUAUUGGUUGCUGGUGGUUUCCAAGGAGAACUAAUUUGCAAGAGUUUACGAGACGGUGAUGUUAAGUUCUGCACAAGGACUACCUUGAGUGACAAUGCUAUCACAAAUGCCAUGGAUAUACACAGAUCUACAAGUGGAAGUUUGCGCAUUACGGUGUCGAAUAAUGAUUCUGGUGUUCGUGAAUUUGACAUGGAAAGAUUUCAGCUCUUGAAUCACUUGCGCUUUGACUGGCCAGUGAAUCACACAUCCGUGAGCCCGGACAAGAAACUUUUGGCAGUAGUUGGAGAUGAUCGGGAUGCUCUUCUUGUUGAUUCACGAAAUGGGAAGAUAGCUUCUACCCUAGUUGGCCAUCUGGACUACUCGUUUGCCACGGCAUGGCACCCGGAUGGUGUUACAUUCGCAACGGGGAACCAGGACAAGACAUGCCGGGUCUGGGACAUCCGGAACCCAUCGACCUCCCUGGAGGUCCUAAGAGGCAACAUUGGCGCCAUCCGAUGCAUCCGCUACUCCUCCGACGGCCGGUUCCUUCUCUUCUCUGAGCCCGCCGACUUUGUGCAUGUCUACAGCGCUGCCGAGUGCUACAGAAAGCGGCAGGAGAUUGACUUCUUUGGCGAGAUCUCCGGGAUCUCGCUUAGUCCAGACGACGAGACCCUGUUUGUGGGUGUUUGCGACCGUGUGUACGCCAGCCUGCUGCAUUAUAGGAUGGUCCACUCCUUCGGGUACUUGGACUCCUACAUGUAGUGAUGCAGGGGAGAAACUAAGUUGGGUCUUUCAUGUGAAGAAAGAGCGCGGUGGCACUGCUGAAAAUCUGAAGAUCUCGCUAAGACCGGACGACGAGCCCCUGGCCCUCUGGGGCCGUGCCACCGCGUCAAAGCCAGGCUGCUGCAUUACAGGACUGUCCGUCGC
Messenger RNA from Lolium rigidum, 1557 nucleotides. RefSeq lists its product as uncharacterized. Lineage: Eukaryota; Viridiplantae; Streptophyta; Magnoliopsida; Poales; Poaceae. The transcript has 9 exons. The record is from RefSeq and is a predicted model, not a curated record. The coding region runs from base 1 to 1392 and encodes 463 amino acids. Gene Ontology annotation, molecular function: protein binding.